Molecule: messenger RNA, 2058 nt
Organism: Cladocopium goreaui
Lineage: Eukaryota; Dinophyceae; Suessiales; Symbiodiniaceae
Source: the annotation of a GenBank genome assembly
AUGGCACAACCACCACCUCCCAGACCCGCAGGCUACUUCGAAAAGAAAGGCGAGGUUCACGAGCUGCGGCAACUGCUUCGAGGUGCCUCAGCGGAACGUGAUCAGCAGAAGAAGAGAGAUGCCAUUAAAAAGGUCAUUGCCUAUAUGACCCUGGGCAUUGAUGUGUCACCCCUCUUCAGCGAGAUGGUCAUGGCAAGCGCCACCACGGAUCUGGUGCAGAAGAAGAUGGUGUAUCUGUAUUUGGUGAACUACGCUGAGAGCAAUUCGGAUUUAGCCAUCUUGGCGAUCAACACUCUGCAGAAGGACUGCCGCGACGAUGACCCCAUGAUCCGGGGCUUGGCGCUGCGGUCCCUCUGUUCGUUAAGCUUAGCCAACAUGGUGGAGUAUCUUCAACCUGCGGUGCAACGCGCUCUGGAGGACGUCAAUGGCUACGUUCGGAAGACCGCGGUCAUCGGAGUGGUGAAGAUUUUCUACAUCAAUCCUUCGGUGGUCACCGAGACAGAGUUGCUCCCUUCUCUGAAGCGGUUGGUGAACGACAAUGACGCUCACGUCGUGUCCAACACUAUUUCUGCGUUAGAGGAGGUGCUGGCAGCCGAGGGUGGCUACAUGCCCAGUGAGGAAGUGAUUACUGGCUUGUUGAAUCGCAUCAUGCAUUUCUCUGAGUGGGGCCAGUGUGCCAUCUUGCGGCUCCUGACCAAGUACAGUGUGGCCAACGAAGGAGAGAUGUUUGACAUCAUGAACAUCCUGGAUGAUUUGCUGAAGCAGUCCAGCAGUGCAGUGGUCCUUUCCGUGACCAAGAUCUUUGUGGACUUGACCAGCAAUCGCCCUGACAUCCAACAAGACGUGCUGAUGAGACUCAAGGGGCCACUGCUGACGUUGAUGGCUGCUUCUAGCAUGGAGCUGGCCUACACUGUCUUGGUUCACAUCCAUGCUUUGAUUAGUAGAGGGCCUCGGCAAGUGGAAGUCUUUCAAGCUGACUUCAAGCAGUUUUUCUGCCGCUACAACGAGCCUUCGUACAUCAAGCAGGUGAAGAUUGAUAUUCUCACCAUGCUUGCAGACUUCAAUAGUGCCGAGCAUAUCGUCCUUGAGCUCAGCGAGUACGUUACUGAGGUGGAUGUGGAGAUAGCCCGCAGAGCGAUUCGUGCGAUUGGCACUAUUGCGGUGCACGUGCCCUCUACCUCUGAGAUGAUUGUUAGCUCCUUGUCCAACUUGCUGGAGUUGGAUAUCGAUUAUGUUUGUACAGAAGCCGCUGUGGUCAUGAAGGACCUGGUACGGAAGUAUCCCGAGCAAUUUCAGCAAGCCUCGGGAGCUGUGCAGAAAUGCCUUAAGAUUGUUAGCGAGCCCGAUGGCAAGAGCGCCUUGCUAUGGAUCCUGGGUGAGUAUGGUCUCCUCAUUGAGGAUGCUCCGUACUUGCUUGAACCCAUGAUCGACGGGUUCAUGGAGGAACCCAGCGGGGCAGUGCAACUGGAGAUGCUGACGGCUACCGUGAAGCUCUUCUUUUGCCGACCGCCCGAGGUACAAAAGAUGCUGGGAAGACUUCUGCAGGAGGCCAUCCAGGAAUGUACACACCCUGACGUUCGGGAUAGAGCCCUGCUGUACUACAGGCUAUUGCAGGUGUCGCCUGAAGAGGCCAGAAGAGUGAUCUGUGCACCCAAGGAGGUGGUGGAGGAGUUCCAAGAGGAGAUGGACGCGGACCUGAAAGACCGGGUCUUUGAGGAGUUCAAUUCGUUGAGCACUGUCUACAAACAGCCAGCCUCGAAGUUCAUCCAGGUCUCUGGGAGCCCCUUCGUGGCAACAAAGAUGCCGCCACCUCCUUUGGAGGGCGAGCCUCCUGCCGGCUUUGCCAAGCCACCCCCUGUGAAUGGUGGUGCUGCCUACGCUGUCGACCACCAGGUGCCAAACCCGAGCCCUGCGGAGACGGACCUGCUGGGCGAAAGCGGAGGUGGAGCUGCUGGAGGAGAUCUCUUGGAUGACCUCUUUUCGGGUCCUCCACCCGCAGUGAGCGCCGCGCCGGCGACCACGCCCGCAGCGGAUUUGGCGAACCUGACUGGAUUCUGA